AUGUCUGCGCGAUAUCCCCAAUCGUCUGGGUUCAACUCCCGAGACCGUUCCCCUCGAUAUGAUCGUCGACCUCCCGCCGGCCCUCGUGGCUCUGACGAUGUAGGCUUACCCAUGGGACGAGAGCCUCCCAGAGGGCCGAAGGCUUUGAUUGACCACCCUCGAAGCGCGUCUUAUGGUAAUCGAGGACGAGGAGGCUACGGCCGAGGAGAAUUCCGUGACAGAGACCGUGACCCGAGAGAACGCGACCGCGAUUUUCGAGAAUCUCGCGAUGGACCACCACCGCCAUUUCGUCGCGAUAUUGACCGGGACCGGAACCGUCGUGCCCAUGAUUUCAACGCCAGAGAUCCGCGUGACAAUUUCGGCCCUGGCCGUCGCUCGCGCUCACCUCCUCUCCGCGACUACCGUGACACUAGAGACCUUUCUGGCCGAGACCCCGAUCUCGUGCGGAUGCGUCGCGGCUCGAGAGACAGUAUGAUGUCUGUAUCUUCCGCAGUUCCUGACGGCUCUUCCUCUGUAGGCCAUCAUUCCCGCCCUGGCCCGAUCCGUGGCCGAGGAGGCCGUGGCGAUCGAGAUGGAGCGCGUGGGCGCGGUGGCGGUCGGAUGCCGUACAUGGAUGAUCGCGAUUUCAGACGCCGGAGUCGGUCUCGCGACAAUCGAUGGGAUCGAGAACGAGACAGGGACCGCGACCGCGACCGCGACAGAGAUCGACCGCUUGACCGUGAUCGGGAUCGAGAGCGUGUGAAUGCCGAUCGUGAUAGAGACUGGGACAUUGAUAGGCGUGAGAGAGACCGUGAUUUUGAUCGCCGUGAUCGAUUUGAUCGCCGUGAUGAGCUGGACCGCCGUAUGGACCGUGACGAGCGAGAUAGGCCCGCGGAUUUGUGGAAGCGAGACCGUCCACCCAGUCGAAACGAGAACAGAAAUUCUAGCAUUUCAUCCCUGCCAUCUGUUGCACCACCUCCCAUUCACCCUGGGGUGGCAUUAGCAGACAGGAUAACUGAUCCGUCGAGUGUUGAACACCCUCGAAAACCGUCUACGGUAGAACCUUGGCGUGACAUGGAGCGACUCGAAUCUUUACCUUCUCGGCCGGAUCCCAUGAAGGAGUUCAUACCUCCCGUUCCAAAACGUCCCACACCUCCCGCUGCUCCUCAGGUCCCAGCUUUUGGUUCAGUAACUGCACCGAUUCCGGAUUUGCCUCCAGAGAAGCCUCCUGUCGAGACACCUGCGGCGGCCCAUUCAUUGUCAAAAACCGAGAAAGAACGCCAGGAACCUUCAGCGAGACCCCAGAUGUUGCCACCAACAGGACCAAAAGCAGACCGCGGUUUGCCUCAUCAAGUAGCCGAACAACGCGCCCGGCGUGACGAGACGAAACGGGAUGAGGCUUUUGAUCACACUCCGAAGCAGGAAAGCCCCGUGCGGACCUUCAAGCCACCCCAGACAUUAUCGGUCGGUCUCCAGAAACCAGUAGAACUUUCUCCACCUACUGCUCCAGCAGCCAUGGUUACUAAAGACAGUGCAAUUACCCCCGAGUCCUCACCUAGCAAAAUUGGGUCAACCACAAUUUUUCCGGAUGCAACACGGGGCCCUCCUUCGGCAGGACGAUCUGCGUCUCCAGGAUCGCUCACAUCGCCUCGUAUGCAUUCUUCGAAUAUCCCUACUGGUCCCCGGGCGCUUCAACAACGGCCUCCACCGUCCCGUGGGCCUUCCAAAGGUAAUAAACAAUGGGUUCGACCUGGCUACAGUCGUCCGCACUUUGCGACCAGCCCGACAUUACCGCCGAAGAGAGAUUCCAUCGAUAGUCAGCACAGGAGUUUGUCUAUCAGCGAAGAAUUCAAGCACGACAUGAAAAUGGAUAUCGAUGGGCAGAUAACAAGCCCAACUGCGAACAGACACCCCAGUAAGGAUAAGGCUAUGCAUGAGGAAAAAGAAAACUUCCCUAUCCCUGAGCCGUCUAUGGAGCCGCCUAUGGAGCAGCCCACAGAGCAUCAAGAUCGCGCCCCUAGUCCUCCUCAACGUCCUGCAAAGGAGGUUUCUCCAAAGCCCACCGAAGAGAUAAAUGAUGAUGUCGUAAUACCGGACUUUGGGAGAUCUAGUGAUGAAGAGGAGGAUGAGAAUGUCUUUACUCAGGAGUAUUUGGAGGAGAGAAAGCAAAUUUUUGAGAAGGACAUGAAGGCUUUGCGUGCAGAGAUGCCCCCCUCGCCAUUGGAAGAUCCAAAUAUUGUCUCGCUACUUAUGCGAAUCCAGCUGUUAGGAUUGAUCGCAAAGGGGGGUCAACCUGAAAAGGCCCAAGAACCAUUAGCUUCUACGGAUGAAGCUGUUACGCAAGAAGUACAGGCAACUUCACAAGAUACCGACAUCGACAAGAAAACGGAGGAGCAUGAGCCACCAACGAAACUGGUCCUAGAUUCGCUUCCCGACGCAGUAUCUGUCGCGAACCUUCCAUUCCUGCAAUCGGGACCUCCUACGCCGAUGUCUGAUCUGGACGUUUACCAUGAGAACAAUUCCACCCAUGAUCGUAUAAAAGCCAUUCUGCGCGGGGAAUUGAUUGAUCACCGCAAGUCUAUCGCUAAGAAGAACGCGGAAUUACGGAUGGAAUGGUUGAAACACUACAAGCAGUGGAGGUAUAGCGUAUGGGAGAUGGACCGUGCAAAAGAGAAGGAGAAGACCUCUGUUACUCCGGGGCUGACUCCUCCUCCGGCCCCGCCUCCACCAGUAACGCCAAUUCCCGUUUUGGAGAGUCGCUCCGAGGGGCGCCGAUACAAGGGUAACAGCGAGUUGGAUUUCCAGAAUGCUCUUCGCGCGUCCGAGAUAUCUGCGCAGGAAGAGCUUGCGAGACGCCGUGAGAACAAGGCUACUGCGCAACCAGAUCUGAAUCGUGAGGCAGUGAUCCCGGACAUGCUUGAACCCCGGGAAGCCAAAGCCCUCAUAUUCAAAGAUACGAAUAACAUCGUCGAUCCAUCCCAAGCCAUGGAGGUCUUCGGCUUCAUGCCACCGCCGAAUGACUUCACAACCGAGGAGCAUGAAAAGUUCACGGAUGCCUUCAUGGCCUUCCCCAAGAAAUGGGGGAAGAUUGCCGAAGCCUUACCAGGGCGGGAUUUCAAACAGUGUAUUGUUCACUAUUACUUGACCAAGGAAGAGAUCAAAUAUAAGGCCAAGCUGAACAAGCGUUGGAGCCGCCGUGGCCGUGCGAGAAGAUCUGCCAGACCCAAGUCCAAUGCACUCAUGGCCGAUCUAGGCGUCGUCAAACCGGAUUAUGAAGGCGAGGAAGAACCGACGCCUGUGACCGACACCGGCCGCCCACGCCGUGCAGCUGCUCCAACGUUUGGAGAUACUUCUGCCGAUGCUGAUCAAAGCGCCAAUGGCCGUCGGGGCAAUGCAGCCAAGGACGGCGAUACAAGUGAGAAGCCUUCGGGAAGACGCGGACAGCGAGGAACUGGCGCUCGGGGUGGCCGCAGAGGCAAAGCAGCUCAGCAGCAGCAACAACAGCAGCAGCAGCAGCAACAGCAACAGCAAGGCCCCUUGACGCCACAGCCCGAACAACCGAGCUCAACUGCGCCAACGAUUUCAGCCACGGCUACGCCAGCUGCAAACAUCCCAACGAUGCCUGCUAUUGCAAGCGCAGAAGUGCCAGAUGUGAGCUUAGAAGCAGGUGGUGAUGUUGGUAUAGUGAGGUUCAGAGACCAACUUGAGGGUGAUCGGGUUGAUAUGCCUCCGCGGUCGAAAUCGGGUAGGGGUCGUCCUCGGGAUGAUCGCACGAUUUACACUUUCGAGCCUGGACAGUUAGUAGGCUUUGUCCCGCCAGAUUCGUCCACCACAUCAAACACAACCAGCUACUGGUCAGUCCCUGAGGUGCGCGAAUUCCCUGGGCUCUUAGCACACUUUGGUAGGGACUUUGAGGCUAUUGCUAAUCAUAUGAAAUCAAAGUCCACCCAGAUGGUGAGUAACAUGCGCCGUACUCGAAUGCCGUCGGUAAUGCCUCUGCUAACAACUCAUCGCUAUAAUCAGGUCAAGAACUACUUCCAACGUCGUAUGGAUUCAGGAAAGACGGACUUUGAGGAGAUUGCAGCGGAUGCGGAGGCAAGAAAGUCCCGUGGAGAGCCUACGGCCCCGCUGCCAACAUCAAGCUCCACGUCCAAACGUCGUUAUGAAGCCACGCCUUCUGCCGUGAGCGUGUCUAGGCCGCUUGCUCCCCAUACCGAGGCAACGCCGGAGUUUGACGAUAGCCGGUUUGCGCCCACUGUGCGACACCCUGCACUGUCCUCUCAGCCGGUAUCACUACAUGCUCGCUCUCUUCAUGAGCGUGAGCGCAGCAUUUCUCGAUACCCACCGCUCGCGCAAGCUAGCAGUGCGUCAUUGGCGCCUCAUUCGCCCGCCAUGAAUAUGACUGAGGAAUCGUCCAGGGCAAUCCAUAAUCAAUCAGGAUUGCCACCCCGAAUGCAGGGACCGCGCCUGGGAUAUUUUGAAGAUAGACCGACUGUGCUAUCCCAUCCAAGUUCCCGGACCCUCGAUCACCCCAUGUCUUCACGGCAUAUUCCUGCCUCGGGCCCUGAGAUGUCAAGGUUAGAGUCACUUCCGAGUCAAGGAUUCAGAGGCGUAGAUGUGCACGGAUCGCCUUUGCUGGCGAGUCAGGGUGUAGCCGCACCCCCACACCAAUCCUACCUGCAACCGUUAGCCCAACCGCACCCCCAGGCGCCGCCGCUUAUGUCUCACGGCUCACACUCACGCCAAACUAGUUUAACCAAGCCUCCCAGCUCCCCACUUCAGGCAAUGGGAAGGCAUGAGUCGGAGUUGCCUUAUAUCCGACGUGAUUCAAUGAGCCAGAGGUCCUUCUACCCGCUAUCUGCGCCUCACGUUGGCGUCCCGCAGCCGCAUCCCAUCCUGUCCCCUUCUCGGGAUCCCCUGCGCACGGCAUUACCCCCGGCGGAACCCUCUGAACCACCUCGCCAGGUGCCUGCGAAGCGUUCGAACAUCAUGAGCAUUCUGAAUGACGAACCCGAGGAACCGCAACCCAGAAAACGGUUCGCAAGUGAUCAAGCUUCCUCUGUUCCCGCAGUAGGCUCUCCUUCGCGGCCAGUUUACACUGGAGGCUCCUCGCUCCCCCAGCCAACACGACAAGAGGAGUCCAUGCUCUCAGCCUCUCAGCAAAAGAGCUCAGCAUACCCCCAGCAGAGUCCGUACUUGCCGCCCUCCCGUCCGUACUCCGAGUAUUCGUCCUACAAUUCAGCAGCAGCAACUUCGGGAUCUGCUGGGAACACCGAUUGGCUGGGACGAUUCGAUCCUCGAGGCCAGCAGGCAUCCCAGCAGCCGUCCUCGGCUCCUCCGCCGCCUAGUAGUCGCCCGCCCGCAACGCUGACGUCGCAAUCCCCGUAUUCGCCUUUUGCCUCUGGUCAAACGCCGUCGGGUCAGCUAUCGAAUCUGAAUGCCCCGUCUCCUGUGCCAACUCCGCCGCCGGUGCCGGUUUCCCAGCGGCCGUCGUACCCUGCUUCUGUGUACGCACCAUCACCGGCGCCACACCCGCAAGCAACCGGUGGAGGGCCGCGCGACAUGCCUUCUCAGGGCCCCAUGUACAGAUCGACCAUUAACUCUCCCACGCUGCGGAAUGGUCAUGUCGCAUAUCCGACGCGUCCUGGACUCUCCUCGACCUCGUCAUAUGGUUCAACCACACAGAGCGUGCCGGUAGCUGCCCAUAUGUCGGGGACGCCCCAACAGCAUCCAAGUGGGCCUUCAGCAUAUCAGCACAUGCAACCCUUGGUCGCGCAUCAACCUCAACCCCACCGGCCACAUAUGGGGCUAGCCGGAUCGCAUUAUGGUCGCAACACGCCGCCUCCGCAAUCCCAGGCGUCUAGAAUGGCGCCUCUAUCGGGUCCGGGUUCUCAGCAGAUAGGUCGCUCAUACACCCCUCCGGGUGAUGUCACCUUCCUUAGCGGCACCAAAACCAACGCAGAAACAAGUCGACCGCGGUCGCUUCUCUGA
Messenger RNA from Aspergillus mulundensis, 5970 nucleotides. Its product is annotated as MYB DNA-binding domain protein. NCBI's taxonomy places the organism in Eukaryota, Fungi, Ascomycota, Eurotiomycetes, Eurotiales, Aspergillaceae. Gene Ontology annotation, biological process: regulation of transcription by RNA polymerase II. Gene Ontology annotation, cellular component: Set3 complex. Bases 1 to 5970 code for a protein of 1989 amino acids. The transcript has 2 exons. The record is from RefSeq and is a predicted model, not a curated record.